ACCAAAUUAGUGGGGUUCACUAGUAUGAGGUUUCAUAGACAUGUUGCAAUACUCUCAGUGAUCUUAGUGCUUUUGGACUAUUCUACUUCAAAAUCUACGGACAGGAAAGUCAAGAACCAGGUAAGAGACGAUGAUGAAAACAUUAUAAAAAGCGAUGGAGGGAAUAAGUCUCUGGCUGGUAUGAAAAAUGAUGAACUUAACGAAGUAAGAGGAAAUGGAACACUAACAGAACCGAAGGUUUUACUAAAAAGGCCAAAGAAGACGCUGAAAGAUAGAUUUAAAAAUCCCAUCUUUGGUAUAAUUUUUUUCCAAUUAUAAAGUACAAACUAAAGAUAAAAAUUUCAUAAAUGCAACAAACUACUCAAUAAAGUUUGAUGAAAAGAAGAUGCCACAAUUAAAACCGAAUGAAACUACACAACUCUUAACCUCAGAUCCUGAGCUGAAGACUAGAAAGAAGUACGAAUUCAAGAAUACAUCCAGGUCAGCUAAAGUAGCUCAUCAAACUGUUCUAAGCACCAGGUUUGGUUCUUCAAAGAAUGGAAACUUUUCAAAAAAUGUCGAACCCACCAGUAAUGUAACUGCUCCUGCAACUAAGAAAAUUAUUCCAUCCUUAAAAAAUAUAACUCGAUUCUCAACUUUACGCAGUUCAAACUGUCUCUCUCACUACAUGCUUUGUAACCCUGGCUCGAAGGUUAGGAAUGGAGGUUGUUGCUACGGAAUGAUUUGUGUAAAGACAUCUUUUGCCAACAUAUGUCUCUAUUACGGAUGGGACUAUACCCGAGCUAGAAAAGAACAUUCAGAUGACAUACUUCACUAUGAAAGAGUGCAUAAGAAAACCAUGAAACCCCGGAAAAAAGCAAGGAAAACAAAAGUUAUGAAAGAGUAAAAGUAUUGAACUUCCACAAAAUAUGUACAUCUUCCAAAACCUUUGACAAUCGUUUUGAAAUAUAAUAUACAGGCUACA
Homalodisca vitripennis (glassy-winged sharpshooter) is the source of this 964-nucleotide messenger RNA. RefSeq lists its product as uncharacterized. Bases 386 to 886 code for a protein of 166 amino acids. The record is from RefSeq and is a predicted model, not a curated record. The transcript has 2 exons. Lineage: Eukaryota; Metazoa; Arthropoda; Insecta; Hemiptera; Cicadellidae.